GGUUCCGCCCCCUUUCCCCACAGCCCCCGCCCGCCGGGUUGGUCUCGGAGAGUUUGUUCGGUGGCCGUGGCAGACGAAGGUGCAACGAGAACUCCAGCAGCCGCGCGAUGGGCGAUUCCAAAGUGAAAGUGGCGGUGCGGGUCCGGCCAAUGAAUCGACGAGAAAUUGACUUACAUACCAAGUGUGUGGUGGAUGUGGAAGCAAACAAAGUUAUUCUGAAUCCUGUAAAUACAAAUCUUUCCAAAGGAGAUGCCCGGAGCCAGCCCAAGAUAUUUGCUUAUGAUCACUGUUUCUGGUCUAUGGAUGAAUCCGUCCGAGAGAAGUAUGCAGGUCAAGAUGAUGUUUUCAAGUGCCUUGGGGAGAACAUCCUUCAGAACGCAUUUGAUGGCUACAAUGCCUGUAUCUUUGCUUAUGGGCAGACAGGGUCUGGAAAAUCUUACACCAUGAUGGGCACAGCCGACCAACCUGGACUGAUUCCCAGACUCUGCAGUGGACUCUUUGAACGAACCCAGAAAGAGGAAAAUGAAGAGCAGAGCUUUAAAGUCGAAGUGUCCUACAUGGAGAUUUAUAAUGAAAAAGUCCGAGACCUUCUUGACCCCAAAGGAAGCCGUCAAACGUUGAAAGUGAGAGAGCACAGUGUCUUGGGACCCUAUGUGGAUGGACUUUCUAAACUGGCUGUCACAAGCUACAAGGAUAUUGAGUCUCUGAUGUCCGAGGGCAACAAGUCUCGGACAGUUGCUGCAACCAACAUGAAUGAGGAAAGCAGCCGGUCACAUGCAGUCUUCAAAAUCACCCUGACACACACACUGUAUGAUGUCAAGUCUGGGACAUCUGGAGAGAAAGUGGGCAAACUGAGCUUAGUGGAUUUAGCCGGCAGUGAACGAGCCACAAAAACUGGAGCUGCGGGUGACAGACUGAAGGAGGGCAGCAAUAUCAACAAGUCCCUCACAACCCUGGGUCUGGUUAUCUCGGCCCUAGCUGAUCAGGGUGCUGGCAAAAACAAAAAUAAAUUUGUUCCCUAUCGGGACUCAGUUCUCACGUGGCUGCUCAAGGACAGUCUGGGGGGUAAUAGCAAGACCGCCAUGGUGGCCACUGUGAGCCCAGCUGCUGAUAACUAUGACGAAACCCUCUCAACCCUGAGGUAUGCAGAUCGAGCAAAGCACAUUGUCAACCAUGCUGUGGUGAACGAGGAUCCUAAUGCGCGGAUUAUCCGAGAUCUCCGGGAAGAGGUGGAGAAGCUCCGAGAGCAGCUGACCAAGGCAGAGGCAAUGAAAUCUCCGGAGCUGAAAGAUCGUCUGGAAGAAUCUGAGAAGCUCAUCCAGGAAAUGACUGUAACCUGGGAGGAGAAACUAAGGAAAACUGAGGAGAUCGCACAGGAGCGGCAGAAGCAGCUUGAGAGCCUUGGAAUAUCUCUUCAGACUUCUGGAAUCAAAGUUGGGGAUGAUAAGUGCUUCCUGGUUAAUUUGAAUGCUGACCCUGCUCUGAAUGAACUCCUGGUGUACUACUUAAAGGAGCACACGCUGAUAGGGUCAGCAAAUUCCCAGGACAUCCAGCUCUGCGGGAUGGGCAUUCUUCCUGAGCACUGUAUCAUAGACAUCACGCCUGAAGGCCAGGUCAUGCUGACCCCUCAGAAGAACACCAGGACAUUUGUAAAUGGAUCUUCUGUCUCCAGCCCCAUCCAGCUGCACCACGGGGACAGGAUACUCUGGGGAAACAACCAUUUCUUCAGGCUUAACCUGCCAAAAAAGAAGAAGAAAGCUGAACGAGAAGAUGAGGAGCAUGACUCCUCCCUGAAGAAUGACAGCAGUUGUGAGCAUCUGGAUGCUGACGGGGACUCCUCCAGUGAGGUGUCCAGUGAGAUCAACUUCAACUUUGAGUAUGCACAGAUGGAGGUGACCAUGAAGGCCCUGGGCAGCAAUGAUCCAAUGCAGUCCAUAUUGAACAGCCUAGAGCAGCAGCAUGAGGAGGAAAAGCGGUCCGCUCUGGAGCGCCAGAGGCUCAUGUACGAACACGAGCUGGAACAGCUCCGAAGAAGGCUGUCUCCCGAGAGGCAGAACUGCCGAGGUGCUGACCGGCUCUCCUUCCACUCACCCAGUGCCCAGCAGCGCCUGAGACAGUGGGCUGAGGAGAGAGAAGCAACAUUGAAUAACAGCUUGAUGAGGCUGAGGGAGCAGAUUGUAAAGGCCAACCUGCUGGUGCGAGAAGCUAGUUACAUAGCAGAGGAGCUGGAUAAAAGAACUGAGUAUAAAGUUACCCUCCAGAUUCCAGCCUCCAGCCUGGAUGCCAACAGGAAGCGAGGCUCUCUCCUCAGUGAACCUGCCAUCCAGGUGAGAAGAAAAGGAAAAGGAAAGCAGAUUUGGUCUUUGGAAAAGCUAGAAAACAGGCUUUUGGAUAUGAGAGACCUCUACCAGGAGUGGAAGGAAUGUGAAGAAGACAGCCCGGUCAUCCGGUCUUACUUCAAGCGUGCUGACCCAUUCUAUGAUGAGCAAGAAAAUCACAGUCUAAUUGGUGUGGCUAAUGUCUUCCUGGAGACCCUGUUUUAUGAUGUGAAGUUACAGUAUGCUGUGCCAAUCAUCAACCAGAAGGGAGAGGUGGCAGGUCGGCUGCAUGUGGAGGUGAUGCGACUCAGCGGGGCCAUUGGGGAGAGGAUUGUAGGAGGAGAUGAUGCUACAGAGAUCAGCUCUGAAAAGGAAGCCCAGGAGAACAGGCUGGUCUGCAUGGUUAAAAUACUCCAAGCCACAGGGUUGCCGCAACAUCUGUGCCACUUUGUAUUCUGCAAAUAUGACUUCUGGGAUCAGCAGGAGCCAGUGACUGUUGCCCCCGAAGUGGAUACCUCUUCAUCUCCCACCAGCAAGGAGCCACAGUGUAUGGUGGUGUUCGAUCAUUGCAGUGAGUUUAAUGUUAACAUCACAGAAGACUUCAUUGAGUAUCUCUCGGAUGGGGCACUGGCCAUCGAAGUAUAUGGACAUAAAAUGAAUGAUCCUCGGAAAAACCCAGCCCUGUGGGAUUUGGGAAUCAUCCAGGCAAAAACAAGGAGUCUUCGGGACAGGUGGAGCGAAGUCACCAGGAAGUUGGAAUUCUGGGUUCAGAUCUUGGAACAGAAUGAGAAUGGUGAAUACUGCCCUGUGGAAGUGAUUGCCGCAAAAGAUGUCCCAACAGGAGGGAUCUUCCAGCUCCGGCAGGGGCAGUCCCGGCGAGUUCAAGUUGAAGUGAAGUCUGUACAGGAGUCAGGAACUUUACCUCUGAUGGAAGAGUGCAUAAUGUCAGUUGGCAUUGGGUGUGUGAAAGUUAGACCCAUCAGGCCUGCUAAGAUCCAUGAGACCUUCCAUGAGGAAGAGGAGGACAUGGACAGCUACCAGGAUAGGGAUUUAGAGAGGCUGCGUAGAAAAUGGCUCAAUGCAUUAACCAAGCGUCAAGAAUACUUGGAUCAGCAACUGCAGAAGCUCGUCAGUAAACAUGACAAAACUGAGGAUGAUGCUGACCGAGAAGCACAGCUGUUAGAGAUGCGGCUGACUCUCACAGAGGAAAGAAACGCAGUGAUGGUGCCCUCUGCUGGCAGUGGCAUCCCAGGGGCACCUGCAGAAUGGACCCCAGUGCCUGGGAUGGAGAACCACAUUCCUGUCAUAUUCCUUGACUUAAACGCGGAUGAUUUCAGCUCUCAGGAUAAUCUCGAUGACCCAGAAGCUGGAUGGGAUGCUACCCUGACUGGGGAGGAGGAGGAGGAGUUCUUUGAGCUGCAGAUUGUGAAGCAACACGAUGGAGAGGCUAAGGCAGAGGCCUCCUGGGACUCGGCAGUGCAUAGCUGUCCUCAACUCAGUAAAGGCACUCCUGCUGAUGAACGAGUGUUCCUCAUCUUGAGAGUGACAGUCCAGCUCAGCCAUCCUGCCGACAUGCAGUUGGUCCUACGCAAGAGGAUUUGUGUCCAGGUCCAUGGGCGCCAGGGCUUUGCUCAAAGUUUCCUCAAAAAGAUGUCUCAUCGGAGCUCUAUUCCUGGCUGUGGAGUGACCUUUGAAAUUGUCUCCAAUAUUCCAGAGGAUUCCCAGGGAGUGGAGGAGCGAGAGGCUCUGGCAAGGAUGGCAGCGAAUGUGGAAAACCCAUCUUCUGCUGACUCCGAGGCCUGUAUUGAGAAGUACUUGAGGAGUGUGCUGGCUGUGGAAAACCUCCUGACUUUAGACCGCCUUCGUCAGGAAGUGGCCGUGAAGGAACAGCUGACAGGGAAAGGGAAGCUGAACCGGAGGAGUAUUAGCUCUCCCAGCAUGAACAGAUUGUCUGGAAGCCGGGAGCUUAGCCCAUCCCACAGUCUAGGCAGCAACAAGGGCCGGUGGGAAAGUCAACAGGAUAUAUCUCAAACACUAGUUUCCAGCAGAGUAGCUCCAGGUCCUCCAGCAGCUCACCCUAUUUCUCCUCAAAAUAACCAGUCUCCUGAUCCUGGACUGGGUGGCUUAGCUGCUUCUUACUUAAACCCAGUGAAGUCCCUGGUGCCACAAAUGCCAAAGUUGCUGAAGUCGCUCUUCCCUGUCCGUGACGACAGAAGGGCCAGGCAGUCAUCUCCCCUUGUGCACCAGCCCGUGCCCCGAAUCUUGGUGCAGCCUACCUUCUCAGAUGCCCGGGCAACAAGGACAGAGGAGGCCCAGCGGGGCAGCCCUGUGCCUGGUGGGGCUUUGGAGCCCGUGGUCCCGGUGCUGGCCCCAGCAGUAAAGAUCUGUGACAAACCUGUCAAGGCGUCUUCCUCUCCAUCCACCAUGGUGGUUACUCAGCCCCCAGAAGGGCUGGAUGGACCCCCCAGUCCCUUGAGCGAGGCCUCCAGCGGCUACUUCUCUCACAGCGUCUCUACUGCCACCCUGUCAGAAACGCUCACCCUCAGCCUGGACACCGCAGGCCCUGGCAACCACACGCCCAUGUCCCCUCCUGCCCCCAGUCAGGCCACCCCAGAGCCUGAGCUGGCCUUCCUCUCCUGUACACGGAGCCAUCCACCUGCCUCGGAGGAGCCCCGGGUACUCCCUGUCACACCUACUCAAAGCACAGAGUUGGAGGUUCCCAGACCCGCCCUUCUUUCUGAACCCACGUCUGCUGUGCCCACAUCCCCAUUCAGGAUCCGGAAAGUGCGGACCUCAGAGCUUAAGUCCUUCACAGGCAUGCUGGGGGGUGCCUCCUCUGGAGCUGAGGGGGAUCCACUGGCUUCAGAAGAGCUCAGCAAUGCUGGGGGACAAGCCCUGGGGAAGCUGGAAGUGACAUCUGACUCUGAAGAGGCCAGCGACGUCCCUGAGUGGCUAAGAGAGGGAGAGUAUGUUGUUGUAGGCACCAACAAGACAGGCAUUGUGAGAUACAUUGGACCCACUGAUUUCCAGGAGGGAACGUGGAUUGGUGUGGAGCUGGACCUGCCUUCAGGAAAGAAUGAUGGCUCCAUUGGUGGGAAGCAGUACUUCAGGUGCAACCCUGGCUAUGGACUGCUGGUAAGGCCAGGCCGAGUUCGCAGAGCUGCAGGCCCUGGGCGCAGGCGUAGUGCAGGGCUCCAGCUUCAGGGAGCCUCAGAGGUCCGCAGGAGUGCUACCAUCUCUGGCUCUGCCACCAACCUGGCCUCACUGACGGCUGCAUUGGCCAAGGGCGACAGGAGCCACAAGAACCCUGAGAACCGGAAGUCCUGGGCCAGCUGAUUUGCACCUCUCCUGGUAGACAGUGAUGGGCAGGCAGAGACCUUCUGACCUCCCUGGAGGACACCCCUUCCAUGGGAGCAGGGCCAUGAAUGCUUUUUGCACGAUGCGGGGAUGGUGGACAACCUGGUCCUCCGUCCUCCCUGGGAAUCUGGAAGCUGCAUUUCUUCUUCUACUUGAUGAAGGCAAAGGCUCCUCAGCUGUGCUCUUCCAGUUGGGGGUGGAAGGUUCUGGGAGCCCAGAGAUGGUAGGUGGGAUGGUAGCUAGGUGGCAGGGUUGGAGUCAGGCCGGCCCCUCCCUGACUGCUUGAAGUGAAGGGGUCCCAGCCAGGUUUGUUGGGUUUCCCUUUUCCUUAUUCUGCUGACUUUACUAAUGUCUGAAUUUAAAUAAUGAUCCUAACUGGUGUGUUGCCCUUCACAUACAGGAAUUGAUUCUCCUGCCUGGGGUCCAGUACCCAUAAUACCUUUUGUGCACCUGAGUCCUCCCUUAAGCCAUGUCCCAUCCUUCUGCGUCGCACACAGGGCUCCUGGGAGGCAUCUUUGCAGGUGUCCAGUCUUUAUAUCAGAAAGUCUUUUCUGUUGGCUAUUCAUUUCCUAACAGGAUGCUUCAACUAUAUUUAUUUAAUUUAUUCUGUUCAAAAGCUGAAAUAAUUCGUGAACCACAAUCAUUGGCAGCUGUGGCAGCAUAUUUGCUUGGGGCCUGCCUUUUACUUACUGGCCGCUGGAUACCUGGAUCUGCCUCUUCUUGGAUGGUGGCUGCUGGAGGUGGCCAGCAAAUGAAGCCAUCCAUGUGUUGCUUGAUUGUAGAUACACCAUGGCCUUAUUGUCACUGGGGUGAGGGCAGACCCUGGGGCUAGACACAGUUCAAGUCAUUAAUACAUUGUUUGGAUCUGCCACGUUUCAGGGAACAACUGGAUAGCGUUUGAUUCCGUGACAAUUCCUAAACCCUGACUACACCUGGGGGCCAAAGCUGGACAGGUAGGCAGCGAGAGGAAAGCUGUCCUCCAUUUCCCUUCCUCGGAUUUGUGCUACAACCAUGAAAACCCCUCAGGGCAUUACCAACCACCUCCUUGCUGGGAUCUGUGCAGCCUCUGAGUCCCAGAGUGUGUGUGUGUGGAGCUGAGUUGGCAGAUUGAAGUCACCCAGUCCCGGUUGUCUCAGGCCCUGCCCUGUCCACCAGCUCAGAACGGAAGCCCUAUGCCAGAAUUUACACCAGGUGUUCUUGGCAGCUUGCUGUAAGUUUUGACCCUCAGAAUCUGUUUAUUUUUUGAGACAGAAUCUGUUCUUUGCAUAACAAUCCUGGCUGUCCUGAAACUCAUUUUGUAGGACACGCUGGCCCCCAACUCACAGUUUGCCUGCCUCUGUGACCCUUAAGAACCACACCCAGAAAGCUUUUGUAGAAAAAUUGGUUCACUGAGAAUUUAAGCCUCUUAAGGGAAGUAGCAUCAGGCUCCCAGGCUCCCACCAGGUGGCUCUUCAGAACACCUCAGCCUCCCCUGGCCCUGUGGCCUCCAUGCUAAUAUUGCUGGCACUCAGUUCGGACAGUCUGUGUUGUCUGACUAGCCCAGUACAAACUUCACUACAUCUGCUUGCCCAGACCUUGCCCAGAGGCUGGCUUAGGGCAACAGAAGGUUAGGUGGGCUCCCUGGCAGAGGCGCAGCAGCCAGGGAGUUGCGCAUUACUCUGCUCUCGUCACCAGGGGCUCUGCCAGGAGAGCCUGCCUCCAUCCCUUCUGGAACAGCACAGAUGUCUGGAGCUGCCAGCUAGAGGCAGGCACCAAUCCUCUAACUCCUUUAGCUGCCUUUUGGGGGUUACCCCCUAGGUGCGUGCUGCUGAGUUAGCACUGCCAGUUCUGCCAGGCUUGCUCUCGUGGCCAGCACAGAAGUUGUCUUGAUUGUGUCAUGUCAGCAUCCAGUGUCUCCUAGAGAGUGGUGCAGUCAUUCUCUGAAGGUGCCAGACCCUGGAGCCCCCUCUUUGGGAUGGCCAUGCAGUGUGUGUCAAGGAGAGAAGUCCCCAUAGGCGUAAGGCCAGCAUUGCUAUGCUGGGGGAAGGAUCCUUGUGCCACCUGUCGGGACUGUCAACUUCAUCUUGUUAGCUGGGGCUCUGCAGAGCAGUACACAUCCUGAGUGAUCUAGCUUGGCCAGCUGUUGUCUGGUGGCUCUGGGACCAUCUUCUCUCCUCCCAGCCCCCACGUUCUUCCCAGCUCCUUGGACCUGAGGUUCCCUAACCCUUCCCACUCCCCUCAUCCCCAAAAAGCACAGUUCCCACAGAGCCCUGCAGGACACCCUUUGGGUAAAGCCCUCCAGCUUCACAGGCAAACUUCCCAAAGCACCUGGUCCAGGAUGCUCUGCCCAAGGCCUUGAGUUGGUGCAGGGGCCCGGCUUUGGGGCUGUGUUCUGUGAGGGCUGGCUUUUCACAGAGGGCUCUGCUGCUCCCAGUACCUUGGUGCCCAGUAUGGGUGGGAUUUAAUGAGAGGGAAGUUUGGGGCCUCAUGCUGGUGGGUUUAUCUUCAUGGGUGUUUUUAUGAGUCGUCCCUGUGUGUCUGCUGUGAGGGCAGGGAGGUGACCUUGGGAAAGCUGGCACUUUGGGGUGGGUCUGGAGAGAUGGAGCUUAGGUUCUUGCAGGUCUGCAGGGUUUGCUGCACCUGUGACCUGCGUGUCCCCUUGCUCUUCCUGGGCUGCUGUACUAGAUGAGGCCAGAUAGGCCAGCUGCAGCCUGGAUCCGUUACUUGCGCUUUUUGGAGCAGACUAACACUAACUCGGAGUUGGGAAAGUGGUGAUACAUAGGGGUCAUGGUCGCUAAAAUAUCAGGUAGUAGUAGGCAGGUAGUGAGUGGGUGUGUAGUUGGGUCCCAGAUCCCAGGUCUAAGGGCCACUGUUUCUGGACUGUGUUUAGUGACACGGCCCUUGAGGACCACAUCUGUGGUCUUUCCCACCUCUUUUCAUGCCUUGGAGAUUCUGUGUGGGAAGCAGGUGAGUGGCUCACGUAGCAUCGACCUGCCUGCCCAAACUGCCUGUGCUGUGUGUUGUGCUUGGAGGGUGAUUUGGAGCGUCUUGUGCCUCAAGGCCCAGUCCACUUCAGGUCCGAGACUGUAGGGCCACCUCUAGUGCCUUUCCUGGGGCCAGUGUCUAGCCUGUGCUUCCAGCCCCAGACACUACCCAAAGCAUCGCUCUCUUCAAGUCUGUGGUGCCUUCCUGUUGGGCUGUGGACACUCAGUGUGGGAGAGGUGGAAAGAGCAUGGGUGUGGGUCAUGCACGUAUGAGCUCACAUGAAGUGAUGUUGAUCCCAGGAUUAAAGAGAUCUGGUGCAUGUUAAAUGGGAAUUAAAAAUCCAAAGACCCUGUAAUGAAUAGUAAAGAUGAUGAUUUAUGUUGUACGAAGAACCAAACUACUGUAAUUUUGUAUCAUAAAUGCCUUUCCAUCAAAUGACCAGCAACUUCUAAAUAAAGCCAGAUGGUUUCUUGCUUA
Messenger RNA from Phodopus roborovskii (desert hamster), 9116 nucleotides. RefSeq names its product kinesin family member 13B (gene Kif13b). The record is from RefSeq and is a predicted model, not a curated record. The coding region runs from base 108 to 5654 and encodes 1848 amino acids. Gene Ontology annotation, cellular component: adherens junction. The transcript has 40 exons. Lineage: Eukaryota; Metazoa; Chordata; Mammalia; Rodentia; Cricetidae. Gene Ontology annotation, molecular function: microtubule motor activity; cell adhesion molecule binding; ATP binding. Gene Ontology annotation, biological process: regulation of protein localization; microtubule-based movement.